GACGCGCAAGCCGCUCCUCCGGGAGAAGGGCGCCGCGCCUCCUGGCCGGAGAGUUUGCAGGACCAGCCGGCGCCCAUCCGGGGAGAGGACGGAAAAGAAGGACGUGGUUUUUUGUUUAAUUCUAAGGACAGAAAAAGGGGGCUCUGCAGUGGCUUGUUUUGCGGGGGACAGGAAGCCUGGCAGCCUCGAACUCCUAACUCAACGUUGGACUCGCCUGUUGCGCACCCGCCACAUCAGUUUGCUGCUUGGACCCUGGGAUGCCUCCAGGAGGUAUCCUUUCCUUGCCCUCCUCGCUUGGGCUGUGCCCAUUUCCUAGACUUCAGCACUGAGACCGCCACCCCGUGCCUCCAUCGGUGCCCUCCGCUGGGCUCAGCUGGCGCUUGGCUCACCCGGUGGCACUUAGUGGAAGAAGGGGCCGGUGCCUGGUGCCUUUUUGCUUCUUCUUUUCCUGGUGCUUGGCUCUGGCAGCAAAGCAACCGCAGGCCUUGUGCCCCCAUAAAAAGAUUACCAAAUUUAUUGUGGUGGAAGCUUUCGUAGUCCGUGGUCCACUGAUAAUGGCUGCAGAUGUGUCCCAGCAGGCAUGGCAGUGUGGUGGCAGGGUUGGCUAAACUUUGUUUUUUCCAUCGGCACGCCUCCCCUGUGUCUGCUGGUAAGGGGAGGUGGUCCUUGUUCCCUACCAGACUUCUCGACUGCUGCUUUUGGGGGGGGGGCUUGUCGCUGACUGCACCAUGGCCUUGCCCGGUGUCGAUAGGUCCCCCUCCUUCAAAUAACCACGUCCUCAUCCCACCAUGACCCUCCAAAGCAUGGAUAUGGUGUACAUCGCAGUGGAGCUGGUGAUCGCCGUGUUGUCCAUCUUGGGAAAUAUCUUGGUGUGUUGGGCAGUGGCCAUCAACAGCACCUUGAAGAACGCCACCAACUAUUUCUUGGUCUCCUUGGCAGUGGCCGACAUCGCUGUGGGACUGCUGGCCAUCCCCUUCGCCAUCACCAUCAGCGUUGGCUUGAGGAUCAACUUCCACUCCUGCCUCUUCCUGGCUUGCUUUGUCCUGGUCCUCACCCAGAGCUCCAUCUUCAGUUUGCUGGCGGUGGCAGUUGACCGGUACAUGGCAAUCAAGAUCCCGCUUAGAUACAACAGCCUAGUGACAGGAAAACGGGCGCGGGGCCUCAUCGCCAUCCUCUGGGUCUUCUCCUUCGGCAUCGGACUUACUCCGCUGAUGGGUUGGAACAACCGGAACUGUACGACACUCGCAAACGGGAGCCACGAGGCAUGCUUAUUUGAGGAAGUGGUCCCCAUGAGUUACAUGGUCUACUUCAACUUCUUCGGCUGUGUCCUCCUCCCUCUCCUCAUCAUGCUGGCCAUCUACAUCAAGAUCUUCAUGGUGGCCUGCAAGCAGCUGCGGCAGAUGGAGCUCAUGGGUAACUCCCGCACGACGCUGCAGAAGGAGAUCAACGCCGCCAAGUCACUGGCCAUCAUCGUGGGCCUCUUUGUGCUGUGCUGGUUGCCCCUUCACGUACUGAACUGCCUUAACCUCUUCCUCUGGGACUUUGCCAGUUACAAGCCCACCUGGGCCAUGAACUUGGCCAUUAUCCUCUCUCACGCCAACUCGGUCAUCAACCCCAUCAUCUACGCCUACCGGAUCCAGGACUUCCGGUGUACCUUCCGCAAAAUCCUUUGGCGGUAUGUCCUAUGCAAGGCCGACGACUUCCCCAGACGUCAUCUGGCAGUCAGCAACAUCAGUACGUCUCCUGCCUGCAUUUGAGGCUGCCGCCGCCACCUCCUUCAUUUUGAGGGCACAGAUAGACUAGGUGACCCUUGUGCACUCCAAGAGGCUGUGAUGACAACUGACCCCUAUUUAACUGUUUGUAUUGCUGCAGUUCAAAUCUAUAAUAUAUAUUCCUGCAUUGAGCAGGGAGCUGGACUGGAUGACCUCUAAGGUCCCUUGUUUUCAACUCUAAAAAAAAUUGACAAUUUAUUUUUUCUGUUUGUGUGUGUGUGUGUGAUUUUUAAAAAAUAUAUAGUUGCCUCUGAGAGGAGGAAUGUUACGGCCACAAUACAAGUUGUCUGAGGCCCAAACAGAUCCAACUUUGGAGGCAGGGGGGUGGAAGGGAAGAUGAGAUCUGUAUUUCCCUCCUGAAAGAAGUGAAACAAUCAUAUUGAAUUCUUGCCUCUGGAACAAGGGCAGAUUUUCCAACCCUGCUGCUCUAUUUGUUUUCCUUUGUGGAUGUCUUUAUUUUUCACAGUUCAGAAAUAACAAUAACGGAGGGAAAGGGGUGUGUGAGAAAAAGAUAAGGAGCAACAUUUUUUAAAAAAAGUUAUAAUUUGUUGUUUUGCAUAAAGAUAUAAUGUCUCCCCCCCCGUUGCCCCCCCUUUUUAAUUAAAAAGACACAUCAUCAGUUGUUUGAUGCUGCUGGUAUUCUCCAGUGGGAAAUCUUUUUAGGUACGCCAGCGAUGGCAUUUAAAUUGUGUGGUUGCUUUGGGGGGAAAAUUGUGAUGAAAGGGGCAGAGUUAAGGAGAAUUUCAGGGCUGGUAACGGAACAACUGGUUUUAACUCAGAAAAAGAGAGAGG
Molecule: messenger RNA, 2564 nt
Organism: Rhineura floridana
Lineage: Eukaryota; Metazoa; Chordata; Lepidosauria; Squamata; Rhineuridae
Gene: ADORA2B
Product: adenosine A2b receptor
Exons: 2
Coding region: 789-1757 (322 amino acids)
Biological process (GO): adenylate cyclase-activating G protein-coupled receptor signaling pathway; vasodilation; G protein-coupled adenosine receptor signaling pathway
Cellular component (GO): membrane
Molecular function (GO): G protein-coupled adenosine receptor activity
Source: RefSeq, a predicted model, not a curated record